Messenger RNA from Trichogramma pretiosum, 1794 nucleotides. RefSeq names its product histone H2B. Gene Ontology annotation, molecular function: protein heterodimerization activity; DNA binding; structural constituent of chromatin. Lineage: Eukaryota; Metazoa; Arthropoda; Insecta; Hymenoptera; Trichogrammatidae. The transcript has a single exon. The coding region runs from base 26 to 400 and encodes 124 amino acids. The record is from RefSeq and is a predicted model, not a curated record. Gene Ontology annotation, cellular component: nucleosome.
AGUUCGCAAGACCCCUACUCUCGCCAUGGCACCUAAAACUAGCGGCAAAGCUGUCAAGAAGUCUGGCAAAGCACAGAAAAAUAUUUCCAAGAGCGACAAGAAAGGCAAGAAGAAGAGGAGGAAGGAGAGUUACGCUAUCUACAUCUACAAAGUACUGAAGCAGGUUCACCCUGACACCGGUGUGUCCUCCAAGGCCAUGAGCAUCAUGAACAGCUUCGUCAAUGACAUCUUCGAGCGUAUCGCCGCCGAAGCUUCCCGCUUGGCUCACUACAACAAGAGAUCGACCAUCACCUCCCGGGAGAUCCAAACUGCCGUCAGGCUUCUCUUGCCUGGUGAGCUCGCCAAGCACGCUGUCUCUGAAGGCACCAAGGCCGUCACUAAGUACACGAGCUCGAAAUAAUUUGGACUAUAAAACUUUGAAUAAAUCGGCCCUUCUCAGGGCCACCAUUCAUUCUCGUAAGAACAUGACUUUCAUAUGCACUACAUUUAUACCAAUUCUAACAUGAUGAAAAUAUAAUGUGUUUAUUAUCAUGAACCUUGAUUACAUUCGUAACGCAUCUAUUCCAUAACCGUAGUCAAACAAAAGUGGCACUAAUAUGACCUAUAAAUUCGAAUUGAACCCAAUAGUCGAUGUUCGACUCGUUUUAGAAACUUAAUUUUCAGUACUCAAAGAUUCAGGAGAAAUAUUGACAAUAUCGCAAUCGCUAUUUUUAUAAAGUAAAAUAUUUUAUUGGUGUUGGAUAUAGCUAUCGUAAGCAUCAUCUGUAGUAAGAUUAUGCACAAUCAUUUAAAAACGAAGUAGCCGUAAUACUUAAUCUUUGUAAAGGGUCAUGAAAAACUUGAUCAUUUUUCGCUUCUUGACUAAAAUUUUUUUGGUAAAUGACGGUUAUUGGUGUCAUGGCUCGUUUGAAAAAAUAUUUUGAUUUAUACAUUCAAUUUUUGAAUUUAAGGUUUUAAUCAAAUUUUAUUUAUAAUCAACUGACUUAUUGAUAAGAGUUUCAUAGACUGCGGAAAAUCUGAGUGUGAAGAAAUGUUUAGAAUUAUACGUCAUUAGCAUUUUUCAAAUUAAAAUAAUUCCGUUCUUAAUUUUUCUACUUCAUAAAAUUUUCAAUUUAAAGUUUAUGAGUAGAAGAAACAAGUAAAAUGAAAGAAUUACGGAAAUUACGAGACAUUCUAAAAUGGAAGGAGGAAAAAUUCAAAUAAGAAUGACAUUUUGUUUUGACAUCAACAAUUGUAUUUCUUAUUAAAUAUUUAUAAGAACACUUAUUAUAUGAUUUUUAUAUUUAAGCGCAAUACUCGGACAUUGAAUUACCGCUGCAAUUGUAAAACGGAUCUAUUAAGACUUGUAAAAACCAAAGGCAUGUUAAAAUAUCGUAAAUUAAAUUUACUAUCUUCACAAAAAUAUUGCACAAAACAUUAUAGAUGUAAAAAUUGAAUUCAAAAGAGUUGCUCAUUCAAUUUAAUGCCAAAAUUUUACUAUCACAGUUCCGUUUUACAUUACAAAUGUUCAUGUUAAUAUUGCAUGGGUUUGAGGUCAAUAAGUGCUUAUAUUUUCACAAAUAUGAUCAUGUAUAUUGUGAUUUACAAUUAAAAUUCAUGCUCAAAAUAAUGAUCUCAUCUAGUAUAAUGAAUUAACGAUAAUAUAUUAAAUACUCAUUAUUAAUGUAUUUAGAAAGAAAAAAAGAAAAAAGAGGUUUUAUUCAAGGAAAAUGAAAACUCAUGUACACUUUUGGAGCUUAAAUCGUUUAAUAAGGAAAUCUUUGUACAGAAAGCAAUAAAAACAAACGCAAAAUA